Molecule: messenger RNA, 3486 nt
Organism: Carassius auratus (goldfish)
Lineage: Eukaryota; Metazoa; Chordata; Actinopteri; Cypriniformes; Cyprinidae
Gene: septin8a
Product: septin 8a
Exons: 10
Coding region: 125-1546 (473 amino acids)
Molecular function (GO): GTP binding
Source: RefSeq, a predicted model, not a curated record
CUUCACCAUAGUACGGUUUGUAAACUCCAUCCCGACCACAGUGUGUGUGUCAGCGGACGGUCAGAGAGACGAGGGCAGGCAGGCAGCUCCCUUUCGCCUUUUCUAAACACGUACAUUCCUCAUUAUGGCGGCCACGGAUGUAGACAUAUUUUCUAAUGAAGAAAAGAGAAACCUCAGCCUCGGCGGUCAUGUUGGCUUUGACAGUCUGCCCGAUCAGCUGGUCAGUAAAUCAGUGACUCAGGGUUUCUGCUUCAACAUCCUCUGUGUGGGUGAGACGGGCAUCGGUAAGUCCACAUUAAUGAACACCCUUUUCAACACCAUGUUUGAAGACGAGGAGGCCAGCCAUUACCAAAACGGUGUUUACCUGCGGCCCCGAACAUACGACUUGCAAGAGAGCAACGUCCACCUGAAACUGACCAUCGUCGACACGGUGGGCUUCGGGGACCAGAUCAACAAAGACGAAAGCUAUAAACCAAUUGUGGACUAUAUCGACACACAGUUUGAAAACUACCUGCAGGAAGAGCUGAAAAUAAAGCGUUGUCUAUUCAAUUACCACGACACCAGAAUCCACAUCUGCCUCUACUUCAUCGCUCCUACGGGACACUCACUCAAGUCCUUGGACUUAGUCACCAUGAAGAAGCUGGACAGCAAGGUGAACAUCAUCCCUAUUAUUGCUAAAGCUGACACGAUUUCCAAGAGCGAGCUGCACAAGUUCAAGAUCAAGAUCAUGAGCGAGCUGGUGAGCAACGGAGUUCAGAUCUACCAGUUUCCCACAGACGACGGAGCAGUGACCGAAAUCAACUCCUCUAUGAACGCCCAUCUUCCCUUUGCUGUGGUGGGCAGCGUGGAGGAGGUGAAGGUGGGGAACAAGGCGGUGAGGGCCAGGCAGUAUCCCUGGGGGGUCGUUCAAGUGGAGAACGAGAGUCACUGUGAUUUCGUUAAACUGCGGGAGAUGUUGAUCCGAGUGAACAUGGAGGAUCUGCGAGAACAGACUCACGCCAGACACUACGAGCUCUACAGACGCUGCAAACUAGAGGAGAUGGGCUUCAAAGACACCGACCCAGACUGCCAACCUUUCAGUCUACAGGAGACGUAUGAAGCCAAAAGGAAGGAGUUUCUUGGAGACCUGCAGAAGAAGGAAGAGGAGAUGCGGCAGAUGUUUGUGAACAAAGUGAAGGAGACGGAGGGCGAGCUGAAGGAGAAGGAGAGAGAGUUACACGAGCAGUUCGAGCAGCUGAAGCGCAUACACCAGGAGGAGAAGAGGAAGGUGGAGGAGAAGAGACGGGAGCUGGAGGAGGAGAUGAACGCCUUCAACCGCAGGAAGGUGGCCGCCGAGACCCUCUCGCUCUCACAGCCCCUCAAGAAGGACAAAGACAAGAAGAAGUCGGUAACAACAGAGAACCAAUCAGGCGUCAGCUUCUCCAGCUCCAAAGUAAUGAUGGCCAAAGCCAAUAUGGAGCCCUUGAACUGCCAGAGCUGGUGGCAGGCCGUGCAGUGCUGCAGCUGUGUGGUCCACAGCGACGCCUGGAGGAAAGGUCUCUUCUGAGGAAGCCUGGACAUCAGCAGAACGUGGAACCGAGGGAGAACAACCAACAGAGACCACCUAAUCACUGACAGAGGCCAGGGGCUUUGUGUGCAAGAGCGGGCCGUGUUCAAUAGUCUCCAUGUUUUAGAAAUAACACAAGUCUCUCGAUCUGAUUCUCAAUACAGAUACAUUCAGUUUUCCCUGGUUGAUUUUCCAUUCAAGUCAGAGCGAAAUAUGAGUGUGCAAAAUUGGCAAAUAAUUGGCAUCAAACGAAAUAAAACGGAUCAUUUUUAAUUUCUUUAACAUGUAUUUUCAUUGCUGCUCAUGUUUUCUAGCGUCACCUGUUUGGAAAAUGAAAUGAGCCAUGUUCAAUGUUUACUGUGGAAGUGUGACUUUCCUCUGUAUCUAUGGCUGUAUGUGUGAGCGUUCACUUCUCCCAAGGACUGGUGAUAUAUUUAAAGUAUUCUAAAUUGUGGAUAUUUAUUUGGGAAGUUUUAAGGAAAUUUAUUUUUCUAUGCUAUUAGAUAUUUUUUCAUUUCGCUAGCAAUUAUAAUGACUUAUUCAGCGUGUUAUUGACGUCUAGAUAUCUAUAAUAUGACCUAUAUGGGGAGAUCCCACAAAAACAUCUCAAAAUAUAUAAUGCAUAUGCAUAAAGAAAACAAAGGAUCAUCCAGGUUUUUUUUUUUACAUAUUGUGGCAUUAUUAUUAUUCAGCAGCACAAAAUGUACUUAAUUUCAUAAUACAUUUUUUUGAUAAUAUGAUAAUGAAGACAUACAAAACAUAGAAAAAAUUAAAAUGUGUCAUUCCAAAAUAUAUCUUGGUAAUAAAACUCUAGAAAACAUGUUACAAAAAAUAACAACUUUUUAUCAUUUUCCCCAAAGGUUCACCUAUAAUGCUUUAUCACAUCUAAAACACCAAUAAAUGCAGUCUUUUUUGGUAAAUUACAUUCAAUCUGAAUUUCCUUACAAAAAAACUUAUUGAUCCUAAAACAGGCGUCAUUUUUGUUAAUCCAAAAUGUAUUUUGCAUUUUGAGCUGGGGUGAAAAAAGACCCAUGUUUCAUGAGUUUCACCCAUAUUUUAAUUACAUUUUCUUAACUAAUAGAUUUUUUUUAAGCAUCAGGAUUAUUAUUAUUUAUUUAUUUUUUUCCAUUUUAAAUCACAUAACUCUUUUUAACAGAGUCUCAUUUCACAUGCUUUAAAUUUCUAAUGGCUAUCUUAUGACCAAUGUCUGUGGUGUGCCAAAACAGCAAUCGCUCUCCAUUUGUCAACUGUUGGUCCUCUCGUCCACAUCUAUGCCACACUAACUUGUGCAAAGAACGUCAGUUAUAUUUUUAGACAUUUUAACUGAACCCCAUCAUGUAGGAAAGACAGAGUAUGAAGAUACACUAUACUACCAAAAGUAUUGGCACCCCCUUCUAAUGAGCAGAUUUGUCUACUUUAGUAAUUUCCAUUGGUACAAAUAAUGUUUAAGCAUUUACACAUUAGAAGGGGGUGCCAAUACUUUUGGCAAUAAAGUGUAGUUCUUAUUUCUGACAGUAUAUUUGUAUUGGAGAUGUUUUGCAGGGUUAUCUAUCUGCUUUACUGCUUAAGUACAAGCCAGAUAAGUGCCUUGGCUGAAUACGUACCACAAGCAACUCAAAUCGCCCCUAAAGAAGGUUUUCAUGCGGGUGAUCGCCAUGCCGCUGCAGAUAUCCACAUUCCCGUCAAGGACCAAAUGUUGCUAAUGUUUGCAACAGACACAUUAAAAGGGUUGUACGAUUUCUGAUGACUCACAAUGUGAUUGAAGUCCAUUGGUGUGGCGAUGUAAAGGUCCCAGUGCAGCUUGUUCAUCAUGACUCGCUCCAUGCGAAGAAUCUCAGCUGUUGAGAACUUGCAUCUGCUUUGCUCCAGCAAGUCUUUAACCGAUGCGAUCACCUGUUCACCAACAAAACAGAACAAUAAAUGUGCUGGAAUGCUUCAAA